Hippoglossus stenolepis (Pacific halibut) is the source of this 5325-nucleotide messenger RNA. RefSeq names its product transforming, acidic coiled-coil containing protein 1 (gene tacc1). The record is from RefSeq and is a predicted model, not a curated record. Bases 406 to 3804 code for a protein of 1132 amino acids. The transcript is spliced from 13 exons. Gene Ontology annotation, cellular component: cytoplasm. Gene Ontology annotation, biological process: cell population proliferation; cerebral cortex development; mitotic spindle organization. Lineage: Eukaryota; Metazoa; Chordata; Actinopteri; Pleuronectiformes; Pleuronectidae.
GGAGCAGCCUGAUGUGGAAGGGAGAGGUUGGAGGGGGUUUAGAAGAGAAGAGAGUGAGAGCAGCAUUUUGUAAACCAGCUGAUCAGACCUGUGGUAUUCUGCCACAGAGGCAGAGAGGAGGAGGAGAGGGACUGUGACUGGGGGAAAUAAGAGAAGAGAACGCCGAUGAAGUCUUUUUGAGAAAAUACAAAAAGAAGAGUGGAAAAAUAAUUAUCUCCUUCCUUUCAUGGGAAACUCAUUAGAAGAAGGGAGCUCUGUGGGAAGAUGUGAGAGCAACUGGCAGCAGGGUGGAAAUCUGAGGAGGAAACACACAGAAAAGGACAACCAGUACCGUUCUGGAUUUAAAGAAAACCCAUCAGUGAGUCGACAGAGGGUUGAGGAUCCCACCGAGAGGACAGAGGAGUGAUGUCUUGGCUGUCACCUGUGUCAUGGGCCAAAUGGACGUGGACGGCGGUGCGAGGGGGAGAAGAGGAGGAUGAAGAGGGGAGGGAGGCCAGCGAGGAGAGCGGGCAACGUGGAGAGAGAGAGGAGGAAAGAGAGGAGGAGGAAAGAGAGGAGGAUGAAAGAUCUCAAGGCUUCAGCUCUGACUCAGAGGGGAAUUUUGGCACCCCUGAAGCUGCAACCCCUGUCCACGUGCCUGCGACCAACCUGGGAGAGCUGGAGAACAACAACACCGAUGCAGAGAAAACAGACUUGGAUCAGGACGAGCACCUGAUAGUGACAGCUCCUGUCGACGAUCACAACAGUUUUCUUAGACACAACAUGGGUCAGGAUGAGCCUGUGGUCCCCAUGGGGGACCCACUGGAAAUAAACAUGCAGACACUAGAAGCAGAAAAAACAGAUGCUCUGGGCUCCAUGCUUGUUCCUGAUUCCUCCUCAGUGAAGGAAACUCCUCAGCAGGCCGAAUGCACAGUGCCUACCUCUGAGGCAUCCCGGGACACAGAACCCAUCCUACAUGCAGACCCUGUCCUUGAUCUGGCUCCAGCUCAAACUCCUGCCCUAAUCACAGCCCCAGCUCCUGCCCCAAUCUCAGACCCAGCCCUAAUCUCAGCCCCAGCCCUAAUCUCAGCCCCAGCCCCAGCGCCUGCCCCAAUCUCAGCCCCAAUCUCAGCCCCUGCCCUGAUCUCAGCCCCUGCCCUGAUCUCAGCCACUGCCCCGAUCUCAGCCCCAGCCCCAAUCUCAGCCACAGCCCCAAUCUCAGUCCCAGCCCUAAUCUCAGUCCCAGCCCCAAUCUCAGCACCAGGCCCAGCUCCUGCCCCAAUCUCAGCCACAGCCCCAAUCUCAGCCCCAGCCCUAAUCUCAGUCCCAGCCCCAAUCUCAGCCCCAGGCCCAGCCCCAGCCCCAAUCUCAGCCACAGCCCUAAUCUCAGUCCCAGCCCCAAUCUCAGCCUCAGCUCCAGCUCCUGCCCCAAUCUCAGCCACUGCCCCGAUCUCAGCCACUGCCCCGAUCUCAGCCCCAGCCCCAAUCUCAGCCACAGCCCCAAUCUCAGUCCCAGCCCUAAUCUCAGUCCCAGCCCCAAUCUCAGCCCUAAUCUCAGAUCCAGCUCCAGCCCCAAUCGUAGCCCCAGCUCCUGCCCCAAUCACAGCCCCAAUCACAGCCCCAGCUCCUGCCCCAAUCUCAGCCCCAGCCCCAGCUCCUGCCCUAAUCUCAGCCCAAGCCACAGCUCCUGCCCCAAUCUCAGCCCAAGCCACAGCUCCUGCCCCAAUUUUAGCCCCAGCACCUGCCCCAAUCUCAGCCCCAGCUCGAGUCCUUGCUUUUGCCCCAGCACCAGACCCAGACUCAGUGCAGAGCAGUGAACCUGCACCCAGCCAAACUCUGAAGCCCCCUGAGGAAAAACCUUUUACUGUUUCAGAACCAGAGUGCAAUGGCCUCCCCAAACAGACGGAGCCCAUUCGAAAGACUAAAACCAGCAAAUCUAAGCCUCCGGCUCUGAAAAUGACGGCUUCGCUGGACGAGCUUGGACAAUCAAAUGAGGAACUAGAACUUCCUGGUCCCAAUGCCACAUACAACUUUGACCCUGACCAGCUGGAUGUGAGCUUUAACCCCUUUACCAGCGGUGGACCAAAAAUCCAAAACUCUCCUCCCCCAUGCAGUUCAGACUCUCUACCGAGACUUGAGCCACCUGGUAGCUCAUUUCCUGUUUGCGAGGCCAGCUCAGCAGCAGAAGCACAGACGAUGGAGCCCUCAUCUGAGACAAAACCUGUGAUUCUGGAGUUCGGUCUGGAUGAGGGGCCAGUCAGUAAACCACCUCCGAGGAAAUUAGGUGGAAAAAAGACAAUCAGUAAACUCACAGCUAAGAAGCAGAGGCCAAAAAGACAAGAGGCUUCCAGCAAACCUGCACCAGAACCCAUAGAGUCAGAACCAGUCCCUCAACCAGAACCAGAACUAGAACCAAUUUCCCAGGCAAUAUCAGAACCAGUUUCAGAUCCUUUCCCAGAAACUUCUUUGCCAGUUUCAGACUCCUCCGCUCCAUUGAACCUUGACGACGUUCCUAUUCCUAAAACAGGAACAUAUAACUUUGAUCCCAACCAGUGGGAUGACCCGAACUUCAAUCCGUUUGGCACUAACAGCAACACGAGCAGUUCUCCUGUGCUCCCUAAGGGGUCUUACAGCUUCGACCCAGACACAUUUGAUGACUCUGUGGACCCUUUUAAUUCCUCCAAAAGCCUGAGCACAGAGGAAUCGUCCAGUAGCACCGCUCAGCCCGAGAAGAAAGUGAAAGACGAAGUAAAACAGAAAGCUGGGCCCUUGCCUGGUGAGAAGAAAGUGAGGCAGAUUCCCAAGAAAAGCAAAGAGAGGAAUUCCUGUAAAGUACAGAAAUAUGAUGAAAGCCAGUCCCUGGUGCUUGAUGUGUGUAAUCAGGGGGAAGACGAGGUGGUGGUUCAGACCCCAGAGAUCACUCAGCGGGUUCAUCAUGCCACCGAUGAGGAGAAGUUGGCCUCCACUGGCAUCAUGGGCCAGACAAUGGAGAGCCAGGAGGAGAAGGGAGAACCUGAAUUCAAUAAAGCACCAGUUGAUGUUAUGGAUGGCCCUGAGACAACGAUUUCAGAUCAGCAGGAGGAGAAGGACCCCUGCAGCCUGAAGGAAGAUAUAAGUGAGAUAUGCAUGAACCAAACUAUAAAGAUUAGCAGCAACGAUGCCACAGGCCCAGGAGCCUUGAGCCAGGACAACUUACCACUGAGUGAGAUGGACAAGGCUGCAGUUCUCACCCUGAUCAGAGAAGAGAUCAUCACUAAAGAGAUUGAGGUGAACGAGUGGAAGAGAAAGUGCGAGGAGAGCAGGGCUGAGGUUUUUGAGAUGAGGAAAAUAGUUGCAGAAUAUGAGAAGACAGUUGCACAGAUGAUUGAGGACGAGCAGCAGCAGAAGACGCUGUCCUGCAGUAAGUCAGUGAGGCAGCUGACCUUAGAGAGAGAUCAGGCUCUUGCUGACCUCAACUCAGUGGAGCGCUCCUUCGCUGACCUCUUCAGGAGGUAUGAGUCCUUGAAGGGAGUCCUGGAGGGCUUCAAGAAGAAUGAGGAGGUGCUGAAGAAGUGUGCACAGGACUACCUGAUGAGGAUCAAGCAGGAGGAGCAACGAUACCAAACCCUCAAGGUUCAUGCUGAGGAGAAACUGGACAAGGCGAAUGAAGAGAUAGCCCAGGUGCGAGGCAAGGCCAGCUCUGAGGGCGUGGCUCUGAACGCCAGCCUGAGGAUGGAGCAGAUGAAGGUGGAUUCACUUGAAAGAGCUGUGCUUCAAAAGAAUCAAGAGAUCGAGGAGCUCACCAAGAUCUGCGAUGAACUGAUCGCCAAAAUGGGAACAGACUGAUCGGCCUACGAGUGAUGUAAAUUCUGUACAGGACAUCGCAGCGUUCUCUUUGUCAGCUCAUAUGUUUAAAUAAUUGGUGAUUAUUGAAAUACAGGUUGAGAUAUGGUUGCACUUUCUCGUAAUAUUUUCAGAAUGAAAUAUAAAAGCAGAUAUAUGUUACUGUGUAAUUUAAGAAGCACAAGGUUAUCAUGAGGGGUAUUUUAAUAAUAUUGAAGGAGAAGUAAAGUGAUUAUAUUUCUGCUAUGAUUUGUUGAUCUUUUAUUUAGGAUUUAAUUAAUUAUUUUGAGGUUAAAUGAUUAGUCGUGAUGAUUUUCAUCUUCUCCUUUAUUUUCCAACAUCAUUUUAUCAAACUUCUCUCACACAAAGCUGUAGAAAAUAAUGUGGAACUAAGAGAAAGAAAAUGUGCACAGACACUUUUGACCACAGAAGGUCUACAGUGUUAAAUCUGAUACAGGAAGAAAAAAAUGAGUGUAUUAAGUUUAAAAUUUGAUGGUAUUUCAUUUGUGAUACAGAUAGUUUUGCUCUGCUGUUUAUUUUCUAUCAUCAGUAAAUGAGCUGGAAGUAAUAUGACAGAUAUUUUUAUAAAUUGCCUUUUACAUUUUAUCAUUAUUGUUUCACAGAUUUUGAAGUGAAACCACAAUGAUUUCACAUCUUAUACAUUUGACCCCUUUACAUCUCGGGGAUUGGGAUCGGGAAAUUUCAGGAGCACUUAUGAAGCUCAAACCUUUCACUCAGCUAUAUAAUAUCUUCAUUUGAUGGGAGUUUGAUGAUGGGUGAAGAUGAAAGUUUCAAGUAGUAAAACUUUGCUUAUUAUUCUUAAUAAUGAACCAUGUGCCAAGAUUAAUUUUCUCUCGCUCUGCAUUCGAGUGUGGAAAAGCACAGUCUGACGCUGCCAUGUAGAUAUAUUUGGAUCGUAUUGAUAUUUUAUGUGUGAGCUCACAUGUUGCUAGUGUGCCUUUAUUUUGUUUAUUAUGUAAAAGAAAGUUUGUCCCACCUCAUUGUUUCCAAAGUCUGUUGCCAAAAUGUAUAUUUCUAGGACUAAAGUACAACAGUGAGUCAGCAUGGGUUUACAGUUAUAAUGUUUUACCUGCAGUUAAAAAACAAUGAUUCAUGUGUGCACAAGAUGGACGACAUUACUUUUAUGGUAAAGGUCUGUGAUUUGGGGGCAGUUUAUGAUCAUAUCUCCACUGAACAUCCUCUGGUCAGAUAUCACUCAGACAUGUAUCAUAUAUAAAAGACAGGUUUUUGUAUAGAAACCUUAUUUCAUGUGAGCACAAUCAGUUGUAAAAUGUCUGUGUAAACCGAGUUGGGUUUCAGUGUGACCUUGUCCAGUUGUGUUGGUGUUACAGUGAAGGUGGUUUUCAAUGCAAACCCAUUGUUACAUUAUAAUAUGCGUGAAUUUUAUACUUUAUGAAAAGAAUAUUCUGAAUUCCAUUGCUAAUAUUUGUAAACUUGAAGAAUUAAUAAGAAUAUACUCAGAUUAUUUUGUGCAUUCCUGAAUAAAUGGUUUAAAAGAUUUAA